This is a messenger RNA of Adineta ricciae, 810 nucleotides long. The record is from the annotation of a GenBank genome assembly. NCBI's taxonomy places the organism in Eukaryota, Metazoa, Rotifera, Eurotatoria, Adinetida, Adinetidae.
AUGAUAUUAAUUUCCUUUACAAUUCAUGAUUUAUUGUGUGGAAUUAAUACCCAUUCGAUAGAUGAGCGAUUCAAUGACACAAGUCAAACAAUUCCAUUGAUUAUUCAUCAAAUGUGGAAAACCAAUGAUUUAUCUUCGUAUCCAAUUAAUAAUUCUCAGCAUGUCUGGAAAAGAUUCUUUCCUACAUAUGUAAUCAAUUUAUGGACUGAUGAACAAAUCGAAAAAUUAAUUUUAAAAGCUGAAUAUGAAUUUUUAUAUCCAGUUUAUAAGUCAUAUCUUUAUUCGAUUCAACGAGCUGAUCUAGCGAGAUUAAUUAUUCUUCAUUCUCAUGGUGGUAUUUAUGCUGAUUUAGAUGUUUAUCCACAUGGAACAAAUCUCGAAGAACUUCUUCGUCAAAAUGUUUCUUUUAUCAUUGGAAGAUCAUCAUCAGAUACUUGUUUAGUUAAUCAUUUCAUGAUUAGUCAACAGAAUUCAUCGAUUCUUUCACAUAUUCUGGAAAAUAUUCAUAAAAAAUCAUUCUUCAAUCAAAUUUAUGUUCUUCCAUACUUAGAAGUAUUUGCCACCGGAUCAAUUUAUUUAACAAAUAUUCUUCGAAAUUACCGUGAUCAAAGAUUAUUAAUUUUAUCCAAAGAUGAACUAUCACAGUAUAUUUAUCACGAUGCUGGACGAUCUUGGCAUUUAUUUGAUGGCUACAUAAUCAAUCGAAUUGACGCGCAUCCUAAACAAUUUCUAGUCGUUAUACUAAUUUGUUUUCUUAUUUGUUGUGUACGAUGGAGAAAAUCGUGUCGAAUAUUUCAUACGAAGAGAUAA